Penicillium arizonense is the source of this 984-nucleotide messenger RNA. RefSeq lists its product as uncharacterized. Lineage: Eukaryota; Fungi; Ascomycota; Eurotiomycetes; Eurotiales; Aspergillaceae. The record is from RefSeq and is a predicted model, not a curated record. The coding region runs from base 1 to 984 and encodes 327 amino acids. The transcript has 4 exons.
AUGGCGGGAAAGCAGCAAUCUCCUUGGAACGGCGUGGUGUCUGGCACUACUGCUGCCAUUUUGGCCAACAUUCUUGUUUACCCUCUGGAUAUCGUGAAGACGCGAUUGCAAGUUCAAGUCCAAAGAACAAAUCAGCAAGGUAAAUGUGCUGGUUACGAGAAUGACCAUGACACAACCAAGGAUACCCACUACAACAACGCAGCGGAUGCAAUUUUCCAGAUCCUUCGUGAAGACGGUGUUUCGGGUCUAUACAACGGACUGGAAAGCUCUAUUGCCGGCACGGCAUCCAUGAAUUUUGCCUACUUUUACUGGUCAGCAGUUGCACGAAGCUUGCAUCAAGCAAUCCUGCAGUCAUAUGGCUUCUCAGAUACAAACAGCAUCAUAAAGGAGCUUGGCCUAGGUGCUGUUGGCGGAGCUUUGGCUCAAUUAUGUACCAAUCCCAUCGCUGUCAUCUCAACACGACAGCAGACGCGCAAAGCCAGCGAAAAGAAAAUUUCUAUGUGGGCGACAAUGAAGGAGAUUUCCCAGAGUGAAGAUGGAUGGACUGGGCUUUGGAGAGGCUUUAAAGUCAACCUCAUUCUAGUCGUCAACCCCAUGAUUACAUAUGGUGUUUACCAGUGGCUAAGAAGAGGCCUGGUAACACUAAACAAAGAACUUGGUUCUCUUGAUGCGUUUCUUCUCGGUGCUCUUUCAAAGGUUUUAGCAACUAUUGCUACCCACCCACUUAUUGUUGCGAAGGCCAUGCUACAGUCAACCCCUCCAGAUUCCCGAAGGGGGAAGCCUUUCAGAGGAUUUACCGAGGUUCUUGCAUAUAUCAUAAAGAACGAAGGAUCCUCGCGCCUAUACAAGGGCCUCGCUCCACAGAUUAUCAAGGGGUUCCUAGUUCAAGGUCUCAUAAUGAUGCUGAAAGAGCGAACCGAGAUUCUACUCAUGCUGGCAAUUUCAUUUCUUAAAAGACGCUCACAGCGACGUUCUUUCUUGUAA